AAUGUACCAAACUAGUCCGAAGCAAAUCGAGGGGAUCCGGCCCCGAGAGGAGGCUUUUUGCUUUUAAAUGCGAGGUGGCACACGUACAACGGCCGAUAGGAAUAAUUGAGAGAAAUAGAGGGACGUAACUGAUAAUUCAUGCAAACUAGAGGUUUUAUUUCUAAAAUUUACCCUUGAUUUUUUAAUCAACUUCAAAGGCUCUACCCCACGAUAUAAUCUUCCCCCCUCUCUCUCUCUCUCUCUCUCUCCCGCGUCUCUCACAUUCCAACUCCCAAAAACCCCUCUCUCUCCUCACACCCCUCCCAAGAACCCUCUCUCUGUCUCUCACACACAAGGGCACAAUGGAUUGUUUUGGAGUCGAAUUUUGUAGAAUCAAGAAACGGUUGGAGAAAAUGGUUGAGCUUGUGGGGAUCAUAGACGACGCCGUCGAGACAAUAGAGGACGAGGAGAGGACAGUUGAUGAGUUUAAAACGAAUUGGAAGGUCAAGAAGGUGAAUUAGUACAAGAUAAAUUGGACGAAUUGGAACGUGCCGAAGACAGAACUAAACGUCUCGCCAUUCUUGGGAUGAAGGGGAUGAGGAAGGCUGAGAGGAUCAAGAACUGGUUAGCCGAAAAUAUCCCUCCGGGCCCAAAAUUUGUGGAAUAUAUGGCACCAUCAACCGUCUCUGAUGUAAGAUAUGUUAGAUUUCAUCUCCGCAGAGAAGAUAUCGGAGUAUUGGUGUUCUUUGAGGAUUGGGGGGUUGAGGAAUUGUCUAUGAUUGAUGAACUUGGAGGUUCGCUGGACGUCCCUGUGGUGAGGAGAUCAAGUUUAGAGCACCCACCCACAGAGCACUACAUGAUUAAUAGGGAUAGAAUUAGGAAUUUGAAAAUCAGGUUGUCUACUUGCAAACGUAUUAUCGAGGAGCUAAAUUCCUAUGAUAAGGAAGUUGAGAGAGAAGCUGUAAAAACUAUUGUCAUUGAGAACAAAGGAAGUGAUCCUCAAGACCUUUUACAGCAGAAAGCUGUGCUGGCUAGAUCGAAGAUGGUGGUUGCUGAUUGUCACAAACGUCUGGAGGCUGCAUUAACUGACCUGAAAGGAACCUUGGCUGAGUUGCUGCAGUCAGGUUGGAGUGGACAAGAAAUAGGUCAAGCUCGAAGCACCAUUUCUGAGGCUGACACGCUAUUAUCGACGGAUGAAACUUGAAACAUCCCCAAGCAACAAAAGGUUCGAAAUUAUCUUUGUUGAUAGGGUAUAUGGAAGUUCAAAUCCUGGACAUUCAGAAAUAGUUGGAUAUCAUUGUGAACGUGUAUAAUGCAAUAUACGUGGUUUGUUUACCUUUGCAAAGUUGUCAAUCGUUAGGGUCUGGCAUAUCUUUUGGUUACGACUUGAAGUGGAGAGAGAUUGUUUGCUGUUUUUUUUUUCCUUUCUUGGCUUGCAGUAGAGUCAUUGUUUUUGCAAGUCAGGAAUUCUGGUUGAAACAACUGAUGCAAUCAAUUUGAUCAGCCCUAAGUAUCGUCUCUCUUAUUCCCUGAUUGUAUCUCACUUUUACUCUGUCGUCAAAUUUAAAAAUAUCCAUUGGGUUGUACACAUUUCGAAGUCAAUUAGAUGGUUUCAGCAGUUCAUUU
Rhododendron vialii is the source of this 1605-nucleotide messenger RNA. RefSeq names its product tubulin-folding cofactor A-like. Gene Ontology annotation, biological process: tubulin complex assembly; post-chaperonin tubulin folding pathway. The coding region runs from base 566 to 1183 and encodes 205 amino acids. The transcript is spliced from 6 exons. The record is from RefSeq and is a predicted model, not a curated record. Gene Ontology annotation, molecular function: beta-tubulin binding. NCBI's taxonomy places the organism in Eukaryota, Viridiplantae, Streptophyta, Magnoliopsida, Ericales, Ericaceae. Gene Ontology annotation, cellular component: microtubule cytoskeleton; cytosol.